AUGCUCUUCAACAUCAACCGGUUCCACUUUCUGGUGCUGCUCACUUGGCAGUUCUCCAUUUUCUUCGCCUCCCAACAAAUCUUCCCCAUCUUCUCGAGCUACGUGCCGAAAUGGCGCUGCAACGCAACGCAGCCCUUCGCCAAGGACUGCGAUCUGUUCGAGUCGUGCAAGGAAAAGGUGCAGUUCGAGUACGAGUACUUUCAUUCGGCCGCCCUUGAGUUCGAUUGGAUCUGCGGCAGCAAGUCAUACUUGCGCUCCUUCUUCAGUCAAGUUCAGUUCUUUGGUGUGCUCUUGGGGACCAUUGUCUACGGGAGUUUGAGUGAUUGGCUGGGCAGAAAGCCGAUUGCGGUUACGGCGCUGUCGCUGGGGCUGUUAUUUUCGGUGCUAUCAGGUAAGAAGCGGUCGAUGUGACAAAAAAAACUUUGUUUAUUUUUUGUUAUUUUUUCGAACACAGACUUUGUUUAUAAUGAUCGGAAAAACUGAUUGGAAAAAAGUAGGAGAAUUGAUAAAAAUCGGCAGGAAAUAGACCAAAAGCUUGUCUACAGCAUCUUUUAUAAAUCAUUUCUAAAAGGCACUUUCUACAAUACCGCUUCAGGCUUGGCUCCGACAUGGGAACUGCUUUUGGGCACAAGGUUCUUCAUUGGCCUCUCAAUCGGAGGCACUUUGGUGGUGGUCUGCACAUUCGUGAUGGAGAUGUUGUUGCCGGAGCAAAGAAUGGCCCUAAGGGCCUUCUUUAAUUGGGUACGAUCGCAAAACAUAUGACACAAUUUUAACCCUCAAUUGGCUAUUAAAUCGUAAAUAUUUCGACAUUUUCAGGGGACAGCUCGCUUGAUGGUCACCCUGAUUUGCUGGUGGUUCCCGGACUGGCGGAGCGCCAGCAUCGCGUGUGCGGUGACUGCUCUUCCGGCGCUGCUGAUCGUGAUUUUCAUCUUCCCCGAAAGCCCCACAUGGCUGCAUAAUAAGGGACGGUUGGAGAAAAUGAAGGAGAGCGAGAGGAAAAUCGCUCGAAUCGCCGGCAAAAAGAACGUCGACACGGAGGUCGAGCCGAUCGUGCAUAAAAAGUCUAUCAUGUAAGCAAAGAUUGGAGCAAGACCUAAAAUAUAAAAGGGUAAAAUGGCAAAAAACAUAAAAAAAUUUUCAUUGAGCUUUGAAAAAUUGAGGAGGGUCGCUUCAAGGCCUUGAAGUUUAAAAAUCAUAACAAAAAUUUGGGAGAAUUCCUAGUUAAUCUACAUAUAAGUUUACGUAAAAAUGAUUUGCUAUCCAGAAAAGAGAAAAAAACCGUAUUUUAAAAUUCCAACUAAUUACUUAUGCCAUAACCUCUCAUUUUCAGUGAUCUCUUCAAAGACAUCCACCUCUUCAAACGCGUCGUCGUCUUAUGGGUGAUGUGGUUCACCGCCGCGAUUUGUGGCUACGCGAUUGACUUGAACAGUUCGGACAUUAGUGGGCAUUUGUUUUGGAAUCAAGUCCUCUUUUCCAUUCUUAUCGCUGUGUCCAAAAUCGUAGGUUAUCCCUAAGAUACGAAAAUUUCAUUACUUAUUCUUAGGUUUUGGUUGUAUUCGACACAUCAUUUCCCAAAUUCAGUCGGAGAAAUCUUCAUCAAGGAGCUCAAUUGAUUGUGUGUAUCUGCUUUUUGGCCCUUACUGGAUUAGUCAUUGUUGCUCCACAUGUGAGUUAGUUUUUUGGUGUUUCAUGGCGUUAAGAGAAGUUUUAAAAUACGCCCUGAACUAUUGCAAAAUCUUAGUGUCGCAGGUUGCGGAAGCACCGAGAUUUUUAAAUCCAAAGUAGUCAAAAAUUUACAUCUUUCUUUGAGUGUCGUCAUAAACAUCUCAAGGACUUUUUUUCUAAUUUCUUAUGCUUAUUUCUCAUCUUUUCAGAGUAUCUUUAUCCUGAUCAUCAACUUGAUCGGCACCAUGUUCCUCGAAUACACUUGGGACGCCUGUUAUCUGUGUGGCGUUGAGUCGAUGCCCACGAAUAUGCGCGCCACUUCCAUGGGAUCGUGCUCGUUCAUGGCCAGAAUCGGCGCGAUCCUCGCUCCCGCCCUGGCCUUCCUCAACUCGGUGUGGGCGCCCAGCGCCUAUCUUACGGUCUGCCUGCUGGGCCUGAUCAACCUAAUCAUCAGCUAUUUGUGGCUGGUUGAGACCAAGGGCGUUGUGCUGGACAAGGUGCAGUUGGACGAGAACGCGGCGACACUCAAGGAGGACCACGAGAGCGUGGAGAUGAUACCCAAGGAAACGAGCAAAUAA
Messenger RNA from Bursaphelenchus xylophilus (pine wood nematode), 2243 nucleotides. The record is from the annotation of a GenBank genome assembly. NCBI's taxonomy places the organism in Eukaryota, Metazoa, Nematoda, Chromadorea, Rhabditida, Aphelenchoididae.